Molecule: messenger RNA, 1839 nt
Organism: Diaporthe amygdali
Lineage: Eukaryota; Fungi; Ascomycota; Sordariomycetes; Diaporthales; Diaporthaceae
Product: fungal trichothecene efflux pump
Exons: 3
Coding region: 1-1839 (612 amino acids)
Biological process (GO): transmembrane transport
Molecular function (GO): transmembrane transporter activity
Source: RefSeq, a predicted model, not a curated record
AUGGCCUAUACCACCGUUCUCCCACCCAGCCGAUCGGAGGCUAAGCCUCCUCGCCAGAAUGUGUCGUCUCUUGACUCCAUCGAUUCCGAUGAGGCAUACAGGUUGAGAUCUGAAGCUCUAGCAACAGAUGUCUCCAAACUUGAAGAUGGUUACUUUCUGAGCCCGAGGAUUUUGGGAUCGUUCGUUGGCACCGGUAUAGUCGUCGUUGCAACAUACUUCCAGUUUCAGGCUCUCGCUGCUGUCCUCAUGUCCGCCGUUUACCCAGACAUAGGUCCCAGCACCAAUGUAGCUCUUGUCAGCACGGUAUGGACUGCAGCGCAGCCUAUCGCACUCCUGCUGUUUGGUCGACUGAGUGAUCGGUUCGGACGCCGCAACUUUGCACUCGGGUCAUGUGUACUUGCCAUCAUUGGUGGCAUCGUGGCUGCAACGGCCCAGUCCAUUGAGACCUUGAUCGGUGCCGAAGUCAUCAUGGGUAUCGCCUCCGGAGUGCCUGCAGCCUAUCCUCUGCUGGCUGGUGAGCUGGUGAGCAACAGGUACAAGUACCUGGGUACCGCUCUUGUCGUCGUUCCCAACGUCAUCGCGACCGGUUUCGGUGCGUACAUCGGGUUGGCGCUCGUUCAAGUAGCCAACUGGAGGUGGAUCUUUGUAGUCUACAUUAUCAUCAUGGUUCCUGGCGCCGCUCUGUGGUUCUUCUUCUACCACCCACCUUCGUACACUCAGCUUCACGGCAAGAAGUCCAGCAAAGUCGCGGAACUGAAGAAGGUCGACUGGAUUGGAGUGUUUCUGCUCAUCGCGGGUCUCGCCCUGUUCCUGGUUGGGAUCUCGUGGGGUGGUCCAGCUCAGCCAUGGUCAUCUCCCAAGAUCUUGGGUCUGCUGAUAUCUGGCGCAGUAGCCGUCAUCUCCUUCAUCCUCCACGAGACUCUUCACACACCUCAGCAACCCAUCGUACCCAUGCGAUUUUUCCGAGACAUGCGCGGCUUCACCUGCUUGGAGAUUAUUUCAGGGACAUACGGUGUCAUCAACAUUGCACUCUUUGUCAUGUGGCCACAGCAGGUUACCUACAUCUUUGGCUCGACUGUGAGCUCGUGGCAAGAGUCUGCAUGGCUCUCGACCACAGCUGCUUUCGGUCUUUGGGGAGGUAUUAUCGUUCUCGGCCCGCUCAUGUCAUGGAUUGGACACAUCAGGUACCAGAUUUUGGUUUCUUCGCUCUGGAUGACGGCUUUCCUCGGCGCAAUGGCUAGCAUCACUGUCGAGCGCAAGUCCAUGGCGAUUGCCUUCUCCUUCCUCGCUGGCUGGACUAUCGGCUGGGGUGAAGUCAUUGCAGCAAUCAUUGUCCAGUACGUCGUCGCGGAUGAGGAUCUUGGUGUUGCGUUCUCCGUCAUUUCUGCAUCCCGAACCAUAUUCGGCUCCAUUUUCACUGCUGCUUUUAUUGCAGUCUACACAAACAAGGUUCCUGGCUACCUCGCCUCCAUCGUUCCCGGGCGCGUUCUUGCAGCUGGUCUGCCCGAGUCCCAGCUCGAGAACCUCAUGACGGCCGCUGCUGCCGCCAACCAGACUGCGCUUGCUGCCAUCGAAGGCAUGACACCGCAGCUCCUCCGCAUUACCAACAUCGCUGUCAGUGACGCAUACUCGAAGUCUUAUUCUUACGUAUACUACUUCGCCGUCGCGAUUGGAGUGCUUGCCAUCGCGGCAUCCGUGUGUAUGCGUGACUUCGACAAGUACCUAACCGGUCACGUGUCCAGACAGCUCUAUCAUAAGAGGGAUGCCAACACCGAUCCCUUGGAGACCGCAAAGGGUGCGAAUGUGCUUGCCAGGGAGAAUGAAAAGGCUGUGGUUUAG